AUGAAAUUCACAACCAUCCUUCUCGCCUGUUCUGUGGGUCUAGUCUCUGCGCGCAGCUCCAAGAUCCGACAACAAUCCGCCACCUGUUACGAUCGAUUCGAUGCGAUAAAGGAUGCGAAAGCCGCAGGCUGUGAUAAGAUCAGUACCUAUCUUAUCAGUGGCACAUUUUGUAAUCCAUACGGCUGUGAUUGCGAAUGGGGAUGCAUUGAGAGUGAUGGGUACAAUGACGAAUGGAUCCCAUAUAAGUGUCCCAAUGGAUUCGGUAGCGAUGUUUGUUCUGAGUAG
Molecule: messenger RNA, 285 nt
Organism: Fusarium coffeatum
Lineage: Eukaryota; Fungi; Ascomycota; Sordariomycetes; Hypocreales; Nectriaceae
Exons: 2
Coding region: 1-285 (94 amino acids)
Source: RefSeq, a predicted model, not a curated record